Lucilia cuprina (Australian sheep blowfly) is the source of this 343-nucleotide messenger RNA. RefSeq names its product putative nuclease HARBI1. The record is from RefSeq and is a predicted model, not a curated record. The transcript has 3 exons. Lineage: Eukaryota; Metazoa; Arthropoda; Insecta; Diptera; Calliphoridae. The coding region runs from base 1 to 291 and encodes 96 amino acids.
AUGUACAUAAGGGCUAUUAAUGGGCGUUAUGGAGGUGCUUGUCAUGAUUCACAUGUUUGGAAUUUAUCAGAGGAGAGGAAAUAUUUAAAAGAAAUGUUCCAAACUGGUGAUACUGGAACAAGAAUAUUAGGUGACUCUGGAUAUCCAUUGGAACCAUGGAUUUUGACUCCAUACAGAAAUGCUGCUGAAAAUUCCGCGGAAUCCUAUUUUAAUGACCAACAUUCGAAAGGAAGGUCGAUUAUUGAAAGAACGUUUGGAUUAUUCCCCAGAAAAGGCGGUCCAAAUUCUUAAUGUCUGUUGUGCACUACAUAACAUUUGUUUACUGUACAAAGUUGAAACCCCU